Messenger RNA from Daldinia loculata, 3177 nucleotides. RefSeq lists its product as uncharacterized. Bases 280 to 3039 code for a protein of 919 amino acids. The record is from RefSeq and is a predicted model, not a curated record. The transcript is spliced from 2 exons. Lineage: Eukaryota; Fungi; Ascomycota; Sordariomycetes; Xylariales; Hypoxylaceae.
UAUUAUAUAUCUCAUUACUGGUAUCAUUUCUAACUAUUGUGCCUUGGGUAUACGACAUACGUUUGCUGCUUCGUAUCAAACGCUACUGGAAUUGGAAGGGUGGCGAUGCAAAAGGGGCUGGCUGGCUGAUCAGAUGAUUGGGUAUCAAAUACCUUGGGUACUUAGACGAGGCUGUUUCUACCCCGACUUUGAGUAGGAUAACAAAUUUCUCUUCGUUAUCUCAUGGCAAACCUAAGCAAUUACCAGGCGUACAACUUGACUUGUUGAACAGUCUCGGCCAUGGCGGAUCCUUUCACAGCUCUUGGAACGGCAAGCAGCAUCCUUACCUUCGUCGAGUUCACAUGGAAGCUAUUUGCCAGCACAUACACGAUCUACAAAUCCGCAACUGGCGAAAACGAAGAUACCACGACCCUCUUGACUAUUACAAAAGAUGUUACCCGUUUUGGAGAUGCUAUCAUCCUGGUACCUGGGUGCGAAGACGAUCUACGUGUCCUCGUCGAGGAGGCGCAGAGUAUUGCUCGUGAUUUACACGAGGCACUGAGCAAACUGAAAGUCCGGGGCACCAACACCGGUUGGAAAAGCUUCAAGGCUGCUUUAAAGGAAGUGUGGCAAGGCAGCCAAGUCAAGACAUUCUCUGAAAGACUUUCAAAACUUCAAACUCAGAUCAUUUUGCAUAUCCAGAUGUUGACUCUGAGCCGCGUCUUGGAAAACUCCCACACGAUUGCCCAAUUUGAAAACACGAAUAGAAUCCUAGGGGUUGAAAUGCAGACCGGAUUCCAAGAACUACGCGAGGACGUUAUUGCCGCUACAACGAAAUUGGUGCCCGAAGAUUCGAUCUCCCAGCCCAUAAAGAAGCAUCCCAAAACCCAGGACGCUACCGACAUAGUAAACGAAGACCACGUUGGCGAGAUAUUAGCAAAUCUACAAGAUCUAUCCGUGAAAAUCACUCGUCUCUGUGAAGCUGGCGAGAAUACCCCGGACCAUCAGCGCGUGCUAAAGAGCCUCUACUUUAUCGGCAUAGGGGCGAGACAGCAGAAGAUACCGGAUGCACAUGCACGGACAUUCGCAUGGAUCUUUGAGGGGAAGCCUCCGGGGUUUAUCGACUGGUUGCAACAUCCAAGUGGCAUAUUCUGGAUCCAGGGGAAACCAGGUUCAGGAAAGUCUACUCUCAUGAAGUUCCUCUCCAGCCACGACGACAUAAUCCUCCAUCUGGAACCGUGGGCGCAGGGCAAAAAGCUCGUAGUCGCCAGUUUCUUUUUCUGGAACGCAGGUUCGCCGCUUCAGAAGUCCCAAGAGGGCCUCUUCCGUUCGCUCUUAUUCGAAAUAUUACGAAGCCGUCCCCAUCUCAUCCCACGCGUAUCUGCAUUGCGGAUCGAACUGAGGGGCCACUGGGAUGACGAUUGGUCUUGGACGGUUAAUGAAUUGUACCACAUCUGCUACAAAAUCCUUGAAGAAUGCACAGAUACUAAGUUCUGUUUCUUUCUCGACGGUAUGGACGAAUAUGGAGCAGAAAAGACAGAACUAGGAAAUCUUGUCAAAAGCGUCCAGAGUCUCGCUUUCCUCCCUAAUAUCAAACUGUGCGUUUCGAGUCGACCCUGGUCUGUGUUUGCAGAGGCUUUCGGCCAAAAUCCCAAGUUGUCGCUCAAGGUUGAAGACCUUACUCGCGAUGAUAUCCGAAUAUAUGUCUCUGACAAGUUUGAAGGAAAUCGUCAAUUCGUUGAGCUACGAGAUGAGGAACCGACUGCGUUCAACUUUACCGAUGAAAUUUGCCAGCGAGCCCAGGGCGUAUUUCUUUGGGUUUAUCUCGUAGUUCGUGACCUCCUCGAAGGAUUUACCAACGGCGAUUCUCUAGGAUUUCUGCGAGACCGACUGGAAAGAUUUCCGGAAGACCUCAAUGCCUUUUUUCGACACAUGAUCGGUGACAUAGAACCAAUUUACCAUCGGUCUACAGCGAGGAUGUUUGAAAUUGCUAGAUUAGCAGCGGAGCCUCAGCUCUCAAUUGCCUAUUCCUUUAUUGACGAUAUCGAGAGCAACCCUAAAUUUGCAAUUGAAUUGCCCGUUGAGCCUAUGUCUAAGUCCGAGGUGCAGAAACGGCAAGACAUAAUGAGACGACGAUUGGAUGCACGAAGCAAAGGACUACUAGAGUUCAUGACCUAUAGUUCUUCAGAUCGUUUCGGAAACCUUCUGGGAGACCUUCUCGGACGUGUUGACUUUCUUCACCGUACCGUCCGUGAAUUCCUUGAUCGUCCCGACGGUCUAAACUCAUUUCUAACACAGAAUCUUGACGAUUCGAAUAUAAGUUCGAUGAUGUGCAAUGCAAAUUUAGCAACGUUCAAGCAAAUUCCGCGUGAAAUUUAUUGGGACGACGUCAUGGAAAGCCGCAUAGUCGAAAAUAUUAUCGACUGGGCUGCGAAAGCGGAAUAUACUGAAACAUCGAAGUCGUUCUUCGAAAUCCUCGAGGCUGCAGAGUCUACUUACUACAAACAUACUUCGCCUCGUGGUGAAACACCAUCCGGUAUUGACUUUUUGGGUCUAGUGUGCGAACGAAAUAUUCCUUCCUAUCUCGAGGCAAAACUUAACGGUAGCCUGCCGCGUAUUAUUACCCACGGAUCGACUCCCCCGUUACUAUUCAUGGCUUUAAUAUGGGAGGACUCGGCGGACUACCCAGAAGAUGGUCAUUAUAUUUGUCCGGGAAUGAUCAAAAUUCUUCUGGAUUACGGAGCUGAUCCGAACGAGACCUACCAUUCCGAAACCAUUUGGGUACGCUUUCUCCGUUACCUAGACAGAAGAACCCUCGAAAGAUAUGAUAUUAAAAAUGCUAUUGAAAAUGAUAUUAGAUAUGUGAUUGAGCUUCUCGUAGAUCAUGGAGCAGACCUUGAAGUACCUACUUCGGAAGUGAUCAAAGGCUGGUUCACCGAAGACGAAUAUGCUGCGCUAUUAAUAAGAGCCUCACUGCCGAUAAGGCGUAAGCCUAGAAAGUCCAAGAGGCGCAAAUUGAAAUCUACCUUUCGCACUCUGCUACUAAAAAUAAGGAUAUAAGUAGAGGCUGCAGGGGGGGAAGGAGACGCGAACCGAAGGCGGCUAGGCUCAUCGUUGCAUUUUAAACAUAUAAAUGCAUCGACAUACCUCGUUCUGAGAACAAGGGGAAGGAUAGCCCCAGAUGAGAGCAUAGACCGA